This is a messenger RNA of Bradysia coprophila, 3319 nucleotides long. RefSeq names its product Insulin degrading metalloproteinase (gene Ide). Gene Ontology annotation, biological process: peptide catabolic process. Lineage: Eukaryota; Metazoa; Arthropoda; Insecta; Diptera; Sciaridae. Gene Ontology annotation, cellular component: mitochondrion; cytosol. Gene Ontology annotation, molecular function: metalloendopeptidase activity; metal ion binding. The record is from RefSeq and is a predicted model, not a curated record.
GUCGAUGUCAUCACUACUAGCUGUCAAGUUGAGUUGCAUAUUUUUCAUUUACCACUUUUCAGUAAUAUUUAUGUAAAACGUGUGGAUCUAUUUAUUUUGCUGAUUUAAUUUUGGUUAUAUUGUCUAGCUAAGAUACUAUUUCGUUUUAGUUAAUGUAUAAUCAAAUCUGUCGGCGACUAACUAUAUCAAUAUGUGAGAAACACAUUCUGCGAACAAGACAAUUUCAGGUAAUAAAAGAAAAGUCAUCAGUACUUAUUGCCCGAGGCAUUCAUUCAACGAACAUCAUGAGUGCCAAUGUGUUAAAUAGUUCAAGCACAAUAGUGCCUGCAAUUGAAAUUUCAAUGGAUUGCGGGAACAUUGAACGUUUCAAUAACAUUGGCAAAUCGCAGCAAGACAAUCGUGAUUAUCGAGGCCUGAAGCUUGCGAAUGGAUUAAAAGUUUUACUCGUCAGCGAUCCGGUCACGGAUAAAUCUUCUGCUGCGCUAACUGUCGAUGUGGGUCAUAUGAGCGAUCCGAAUGACAUUCCUGGCCUAGCUCAUUUCUGCGAACAUAUGUUGUUCUUGGGAACGGAAAAGUAUCCGAAUGAAAAUGCGUAUUCAACGUUUUUAUCAGAAAAUGGCGGCUCCUCAAAUGCAUCGACUUAUGCAGACAACACCAAGUAUUACUUCGAUAUUGUACCGAGCCAAUUGGAAGGUGCAUUGGACAGAUUUGCGCAGUUCUUCAUCUCUCCAUUGUUCACCGAAAGUGCAACAGAACGGGAAAUAAAUGCAGUCGAUUCGGAACACGAUAAAAAUGUUGCCAUCGAUGUUUGGCGUAUCCGACAAGUGUCCAAAUCACUGGCCGAUCCCAAUCAUCCAUACAGUAAAUUCGGAACAGGAAACAAGAAGACACUGUUGGAGGAACCGUUGGCUAGAGGAAUUAAUGUUCGCGACGAAUUGAUCAAGUUUCAUGACAAAUGGUAUUCGGCUAACAUAAUGAGUCUGGCUGUGUACGGCAAAGAAACGUUGGACGAAUUGGAGACGAUGGUCGUUUCAAAGUUCUCUGGAAUUGUGAACAAAAAUGUUGACGCUCCCCGAUGGAACGAUGCACCGUUUCUUGCCGACCAAGAAGCGACUAAGGUGUCUAUCGUGCCGGUCAAGGAUUCUCGAUCGCUAACGAUUUCAUUUCCAACUGGGGACUUGGAGAAACACUACAAAUCAUCGCCUGAACAGUAUCUGAGUCAUUUACUUGGACACGAGGGCAAGGGUAGCAUUUUGUCAGAACUGAAAAGCAAGGGAUGGUGCAAUAGUUUAAUGGCUGGACAUAGUACAUCAGCCCGAGGAUUUGGAUUUUUCGACAUAUCUGUCGAUCUAUCGAAAGAAGGCUUCGAGAAUGUCGAUGAAAUAAUUAAAAUAAUUUUUCAGUACAUCAAUAUGUUGAAAGCAAACGAUCCGAAGAAAUGGAUUUUUGAAGAAUAUUGCAAUUUAAGCGAAAUGCAGUUCCGCUUUAAGGACAAAGACACUCCACUCACUUUGGUGUCUGGUGUUGUACAUUCGAUGCAAUUGUAUCCGUUGGAAGAAGUGUUAACGGCACCUUACCUAGUCAGUGAAUGGCGUCCCGAUUUAAUCGAAGACUUGCAAAAGGACCUAACGCCUACGACCUGUCGCAUUAUCGUUGUUGGUCAGAAGUUGGAGUCGAUUGCUAACAAUGCUGAGAAAUGGUACGGAACCAAAUAUCACUGGGAAAAACUCGAUAAGAAGUUAUUAGAGGAAUGGUUAAAUUGUGGAUUCAAUCCAAAGCUAUCGUUUCCGAAUACAAACCCAUUCAUACCAACAGACUUCAAUUUGUAUCCGAUCGAGGCGGAUGUGCAAAAAAUUCCGAUCAUUAUUCAUGAUACACCGGUCAUGCGUGUAUGGUACAAACAGGACACUGAAUUUUUGAAACCGAAAGCCAUCAUGAAUUUCGACUUUUCCAGUCCGUUGGCUUACGCCGAUCCACUCAACUGUGACUUGACUCACAUGUUUGUGCAUUUGUUCAAAGACGAACUAAACGAAUAUCUAUACGAGGCUGACUUGGCUGGCCUGCGAAUGGGUGUCUCAAACACUGCAAAUGGAAUCAGCUUGUCAGUGAGUGGAUACAGUGACAAGCAGCAAGUUCUGCUGGCAAAGAUUCUAGAUCAAAUGUUCACUUUUGAAUUUGACGAGAAACGAUUCGAAAUUAUAAAGGAACAGCUGAUGCGUGCAUUGAAAAACUUUAAAGCCGAACAACCCUAUCAGCAUGCAGUCUACUUUUUAGCUUUACUGUUGACGGAACAUGCGUGGACUAAGCAAGAAUUGAUUGAUGCAGUCGCAUUGAUCACGAUCGAACGUCUUCAGCAGUACAUUAAGGAUUUCUUGUCUCGCAUGCAUGUGGAAUGUUUCAUUCAUGGGAAUGUAAAUAAGCAAAAGGCAUUAGAUCUAGCUGGAUUAGUUGAAAAGAAAUUGGAUGCAACGCAUGCCAAUGUCUUGCCGCUACUGUCAAGACAAUUGAUGCUCAAACGAGAAUACAAAUUGGUUACCGGCGAACGGUACUUGUUCGAAACGGAAAACGAAUUCCACAAAAGUUCAUGUGCUUCCGUCUAUUUGCAAUGUGGUCCACAGGACGACCGCUCAAAUGUUUUCAUUGAUUUGGUGUCACAAAUACUGAGUGAGCCGUGCUACAAUCAACUCCGUACGAAGGAACAAUUGGGCUACAUUGUCUUUUGUGGCGCCCGAAAGGCGAACGGUGUGCAUGGAAUUAGAUUCAUUGUACAAUCGACUAAGCAUCCGGUUUUCGUUGAGGAAAGGAUAAAAGUCUUUCUGGAUAGUAUGGUGGAACAACUUACGAACAUGACCGACGAAGAAUUCGAACGGCAUAAGGAAGCUCUAGCCGCUCAAAAAUUGGAAAAACCGAAACGCUUAUCCACCCAAUUCAACAAAUUUCUGAACGAAAUAUCACUGCAGCAGUAUCACUUCGAACGAGCCGAGAAAGAAGUUGUAAUCCUGCGGACAAUAACGAAGGCCGACCUGAUCGAGUACUACGAAAAUUUCAUUCUAUUUUCGGGACCGCGAAAUUGUGCUCUGUCCAUACACAUUGUGUCGACGGCCGAAGGUGGUAUCGGCCACUCAGAUGUGACUGAGGAUAAGCCUGCCCGACCGGAUGAUAUGGUCGUCAUUUCAGAUCUGGCAGCGUUUAAAUCUAGUAAAGAAUUGUAUGCUGUUGCACAGCCAUAUAUAAACAUUCAGCCGAAAGGAGGCAAAAGUAAAUUGUAAACAGGACACCCUCCGACUAAACGAUAAUAUAGAAGCAAGUUCAAAUUUCA